This is a messenger RNA of Exophiala mesophila, 1702 nucleotides long. RefSeq names its product casein kinase II subunit alpha. Gene Ontology annotation, cellular component: protein kinase CK2 complex; nucleus; cytosol. Lineage: Eukaryota; Fungi; Ascomycota; Eurotiomycetes; Chaetothyriales; Herpotrichiellaceae. The record is from RefSeq and is a predicted model, not a curated record. The transcript is spliced from 4 exons. Gene Ontology annotation, biological process: DNA damage response; regulation of transcription by RNA polymerase III; protein phosphorylation. Bases 270 to 1274 code for a protein of 334 amino acids. Gene Ontology annotation, molecular function: protein serine/threonine kinase activity; ATP binding.
CGAAACCCAUCCCAUAGCAUCCCAACACCGCCUACCAAGUACUUGUCAUUAUCCACCACAUUCAACAACCCACCCUUCCGGUCCCUCGAAUCCUUCCAUUGUCGUUCAAGUGACUCUCUACCUGUCCUGUCUGGAGGCGCCUGAACGUCUGCACCUCGAUCCUCACCGCGCCCUCCCGUCUCCCACCAAUGCACAUCUGGUCGCUCACUUCUGUCGCAUGAGCCUGCCCCUCCAUUGACGACCCUCACCACCCUUCGCAUCUCGUAGCCAUGGCGCGAGUCUACGCCGAUGUCAACGCCAACAUGCCCCGAUCAUACUGGGACUAUGAUUCGGUGGCUAUUAGUUGGGGGGUUCUUGAAAACUACGAAAUUGUCCGCAAGAUUGGUCGAGGGAAAUAUUCAGAGGUGUUUGAGGGCAUCAAUGUCGCCAACUAUCAGAAAUGUGUCAUCAAGGUCCUCAAACCGGUCAAGAAGAAGAAAAUCAAGAGAGAAAUCAAAAUUCUACAGAACUUGUCGGGAGGUCCCAACAUUGUCGCACUCUUGGACGUUGUGCGUGACAGCCAAUCGAAAACACCGAGUCUGAUAUUCGAAAAUGUGGAUAACACGGAUUUUCGAACAUUGUAUCCCCGUUUUGUCGAUUUGGAUGUUCGCUUCUACAUCAACGAGCUGCUCAAGGCCUUGGACUUUUGUCACAGUAAAGGAAUCAUGCAUCGAGAUGUCAAGCCCCACAACGUCAUGAUUGAUCAUGCAAAGAGGAAGCUCCGACUGAUUGAUUGGGGUCUCGCCGAGUUCUAUCACCAAGGCACAGAAUACAAUGUCCGGGUCGCCUCUCGGUACUUCAAGGGUCCAGAGCUCCUGGUUGACUACCAAGAAUAUGAUUAUUCACUCGACAUGUGGUCAUUAGGUGCCAUGUUUGCCUCGAUGAUCUUCCGAAAGGAACCCUUUUUCCACGGACAAAGCAACUCGGACCAAUUGGUUAAAAUUGCAAAGGUUCUUGGCACCGAUGAACUGUUUGAAUACCUAGACAAAUACGACAUCGAGCUGGAUGCACAGUACGACGAUAUUCUGGGUCGGUUCCCCAAAAAGCCAUGGCAGAGCUUCGUCAACGCAGACAACCAACGAUUCGUCACUCCAGAAGCUAUUGACUUCUUGGAUAAGCUACUGAGAUAUGACCAUCAGGAGCGUCUCACCGCACAAGAGGCCAUGGCACACCCAUAUUUUGCACCAGUCCGAUCAAUGGCUCAAGAGGCGAAUGCCCAAAACCACGUUUCUUGAGACGGUGAUGUUUGGGCAUCGACAAUCGAGCCAAUCAGCACGACAAUCGAACCGAAUUCGACCACUUGAAAGAGAGCACCAUUCAGAACUGAUGCUCCGCUCUGGCGUGGGAUGACAUGACCACCGAUGAGCAAAAGCGACCGAGCAUGAUCACAGCAUCGUAUGGUCUCGUUUCGGCCCAAAGCUAAUCUCGACCGAUAACGUCCAGGACCGGGUCGAAUCCGACAUGGCAAGCAUGAUCAGGACUGCUUGCGGGGUUGUAUGGAGGAUAUAGAGGUAUGGGCAUGGGCGGGCCAUCACCAUAAACCAGGCAUUGUUGCUGUUGUUAGCAAUGGGAAACGCCAGGAAAUAGGCGUAUUCCGCAGCAGACUCUAUCACCCAACUCUUAGUCCUAAUCUACUCAAUCUCCAUCUCCAACUGUAACGAAA